AUGCAUGAAGCGAAAGAGAGGCGAGUGGAGACUAGAAUGAAUGGAACUCCAAGCUCUGUGGACGGAGGAACCGAUCAGGAGGUUCACACUGCUAUGUCUCAUGCCCUAGUUCGCAAGGCCUCUGCUACUUCCAGUAUUGUUCCAAGUGAUUCAACCUUUGUUUUGGAAAGUCUUGUCAAAGAGCUGGAUGUUGCAACUCGACCAUUGCAGCUGAGGCUGAGCACAAUGACCGCCUUAGACACUCUAAUAUCCAGUCAAGAUGCCAAAAUGGAAAUCAUUACCAGCAAGCAAGACGUUCAAGUUGGAGUUGAGCUUUUAUUGUUGUGUAAAGCUGGGGGAGAAGGACAUAUAACAUGGCAAAAGGAUGACGAGGACAUUGAUGAAGAGAUGAUUACAAAAGUGGAUGAGUCCUCCUCUAAAUUGGUCAUCAAGAGUGCCACAGUGGAGGAUGCAGGAAGGUACACCUGCCAGUGUGAUUUUGACAGCGGCCACAAUGAUGAGGUUCAGACACGGAUUUUUGUUUAUGAGGGUCCGUCUUUUGAAACUACUCCCACCUACCAUGAGUUUUUGGAGGGCACAGAUGGAGCAGUGCCUUGCCGGGUGUCUGGCCAGCCAGCUGUGGAGGUCCGCUGGAUAUAUAGCACAGAAUCGAUGUCGUCUCAUGGAAGGAAUGUGCAACAGAUGCCUGAUAACACGCUCCUGUUUAAGAAAGUGAAGCGACAAGAUACCGGAACUUAUGUGUGCAAUGCCCAAAUCAAAGGAAGGCCUGUCUUUAAGCAACUUUCUAUAUCGGUGGUUGUCAAUGCUCCUCCAACUGUGCAUCUGAAAGAAGAGGUGAAAAAAGUCAUAGCUGGACCAGAAACCAAUGUUUCCUUGAUGUGUUUGGUUGACGGCCACCCGAAACCAAAUAUCACCUGGGACAUGCCAGCAUUAUAUGACCCUACACAUCAUACAUUCAACUCUGACAACAGCCAGUUGACCAUCAGGUCCGUUGUCAGAGAGGACUACGGGGAGUACAUCUGCACCGCAACCAACAAGAUCAGUGAAAGCAGUGCUACAGUUAUGCUUCAUGUCUUUGAGACCCCUGAAGUGUCAUUGACUGUAGAGCACUUGAAUAUUAGUGUGGGUGAGAGCGUGGCUGUGGCCUGCAAUGUUUCUGGCCUUCCUCAGCCUGAGCUGCACUGGAUCAACAAAUUCAAUGGACAUACAUUGGACUCGCCUUCUGGUCAUGUCCGUGUUGAGGGUGGAGUUUUAGUGAUCGACAAAAUAGUGCCUUCUGAUGGUGGUCUGUAUUCCUGCAUGGCUGUUGGCAGUAUUGGCAAUGCGUCAAGAGAUGUUGCAAUUCUCACCCAGCCUGGUCCACCACCCUAUCUGUCAGUCUCAUCUGGACCCGCAUCUAUCUUUUUCUCCCUUAAAACGCCACCCAUCAAUGGGGGAACACCAAUUACAAAUUUCAGCCUGCAGUGGCGACAAAAUGCAGCUGAGCAGUGGCAAGAGGUCACAGUGCCAGCUGCAGAUACCUUGGCUGUAACCUCCCUCAACCCCUACACAAUGUACACUGUACGUUUGGCUGCCUUGAAUGCAGUGGGACUGGGCCAAUUCUCAGACACGCACGACGUCCGUACCCAAGGGAUACGUGGUGAACCAGACAGCCCAGUUUUAUUGUGUGAUGAGAUGAAAGUAGGGGGCAACUCUUUUUUCAUCCCUCUUAGACAUGCUGAUAUCGGUGGGACGCCUCUCCUGCACUACAAUCUCCGAUAUCGAGAGGAUAAAGAUAGUGCCAAGUGGAAAGAGAAGCAGCUGUCAUCAAGCACUGACUCUGUCACCCUCAUAGACCUGACUUUCGGCUCUGAUUAUCAACUGGAAGUCAUAGCAGUUAAUGCUAAUGGUACAUCGCUUCCAGCAAAAUUCAACUUCACCAUUGCAGAGAAACCUGUGCGCAGCAGCUUGACAAAAGGCAGCGUGGUUGGGAUAGUCAUGGUGAUCUUCCUGGUGAUUUUCUUUGCGGUGGAUGUCACCUGCUGUUACAGAAACCGCUGUGGCCUGCUCAUGUCCAUCGCUGUAAAACUUUUUGGACAGAAAGUCCCAGGCCUCAAGGCGUUUGAAGAAGGAGAUGGGGGCAUUAAUGGGGAAGUUAAAAUGAAUGGGAUGUCCACUCCAAGAGGUAUCAGGCACCAUACAGGAGUUCAGACACUUUCCUCAAAGGAUGGGGGAAUACUCUCAGAAGUUACCAAUGACAAAGCAUCUCUCACUAAACAUGAAAAAACUCAACAAGACAGGAAUCUGCCUAGUGUAGAUGCAUGA
Molecule: messenger RNA, 2304 nt
Organism: Nerophis lumbriciformis (worm pipefish)
Lineage: Eukaryota; Metazoa; Chordata; Actinopteri; Syngnathiformes; Syngnathidae
Source: RefSeq, a predicted model, not a curated record